GCUGUCAACAAAAACUCAGUACGGGAAACAAACACUGUGACAUUCUUAUCUUAUAUUUUGAGAAAUUUCAAAUUGCUACCAAAAAAACCUUUACUGUGGCAUUGAGAGGACGAAUGAAUUCUGUCAGGGCUUGCUACUGAGUGAAUAUUUAGAAAAAAUGGUGAAGCGAAAACGAGAAGAAAAUUUCGAGAUUCCCGAGGCACCUGCGGCAAAACAUGCGAACACACUACAAGAUGCUGCUGAACUAGGCAAAGAGACGUAUUCGGCCGCAGAAAUUCAACUUCGUCAAGUCGUGGAAGACUUUGUAUGUCUGUACGAGCGUCUGUGCCCCGAGGAUGACCCCAGCACCAAGCCCAACUAUUCCUACAGCGAGCUGGUCUUUCUGGCCAUUCUGAGAUCCCCAAACUUCUGUCUGCCGAUUGGAGAAAUCUACAAGUACAUCCAGAGCCGUUUCACGUUCUUCAGAACGUCCAAAAGACAGCACUGGAAGAAUGCUGUCAGACACAGCCUGUCCAAAACUAAGUGUUUCUCCAAGAUCUCUGUCGGAAGAGGAGUUUCCGUGACCAAGAAAUUACACAAAGCUACCUAUCUCUGGUGCCUGGUUCCGUCCAGUAUUACUAGUUUUGCGCGGGGUGACUACAGACCAACGACCGACAAAGACCGCAGUACAAACACACUUCAGUACGGUUACUACAGAGUCAACGCCGGGCAGUUUUGGGGACAGGUCGCAGUUUACUUAGAGAGGAAAAUGGCGGUAUUUAGAAAAGCGCUUUCCGGAAGCUAUCGACCUGGGGAGAUUUUUGAAGAACAACUUUGUAAAAUACCGAACCGAGAUGAAAUAUUUCGAAGAGGAAACUUCUUUGAGAGACAGAAUAUUGAGGCAAACAUGAUGCCAUCAUCCCAAUGUAACUCUUCCUCCGAAGACAAUACAAACGUCAAGGUGGACGAAGAAAUACCUGCAAAUACGGAAGCGGCCCAGUCAACGAGUGCCAUUGAAAUGGAUAAAGUCAACACCACAGGGACAAAGGAUGACAGUGGUAUUAUUUCUGAUGUGUUUGCUUCUACCAGCAGUGUCGAUAUCUCUCUGACGGACUCGAACAUAAUCGAACACUCCCUCAAUCUCCUCAACAGGCAUACGUCAUCACCCGUCACUAGUGAUGUCAUAUAUGCUGGAGAAAACGAUAUCCAAGACGACCGGAAGACACCAGAAUUACCGGACUUGAGGAACGUCAGCCCGUUUGAUCUGUCUCCGAUUUUAUCGCAUACACAAGACAUGUCUCACGAGUCAUCGAAAAUCCCGGUGUAUUCCGCAUACCCAACCCAGCAAAGCUACAAAGUAGCGCCUCCAUACAACCCGGCGAUGACAUCACAGCCGUAUGGGUUUCAUCAUAGUUCGCCCUUUUCAUAUCCACCGUAUGCUGAAGAGAGCGCUUACUCGUUUGGCAUGUCUGCCUUGUAUCAGUCUGGCUAUCCACAAGAUUCUGGUGGGACUCAGGAUUAUUUGUUUUAGUGCUAGAUGUAACACUUAUUUUAAUUUGUACACAGUGCUUGCAUUUUCAUUAUUUUUACAGAAAUAUUGUAAAAAGAAAUUGUAUAUAUGUAUCACAUUUCCAUUUUUUUUUAAUUUCUUGACAUAUACAUGUAUACUUGUAAUUUUUAGAAAUGGCAACGUUCCAUUUAAUUUGUGUACAUAUGUGUAUAUAUGUUUUAUAUUUGUCCGAAUUUUCCCUUUUAAUGUUUUAUUCGCAGAAUAAAUAAUAAUUCUAGUUUUUGUAUAACCUA
Messenger RNA from Ostrea edulis (European flat oyster), 1782 nucleotides. RefSeq lists its product as uncharacterized. The transcript is spliced from 2 exons. NCBI's taxonomy places the organism in Eukaryota, Metazoa, Mollusca, Bivalvia, Ostreida, Ostreidae. The record is from RefSeq and is a predicted model, not a curated record. Gene Ontology annotation, biological process: anatomical structure morphogenesis; regulation of transcription by RNA polymerase II; cell differentiation. Gene Ontology annotation, molecular function: DNA-binding transcription factor activity, RNA polymerase II-specific; RNA polymerase II cis-regulatory region sequence-specific DNA binding. The coding region runs from base 158 to 1510 and encodes 450 amino acids.